This is a messenger RNA of Olea europaea var. sylvestris, 2223 nucleotides long. RefSeq lists its product as uncharacterized. The transcript has 9 exons. Lineage: Eukaryota; Viridiplantae; Streptophyta; Magnoliopsida; Lamiales; Oleaceae. The record is from RefSeq and is a predicted model, not a curated record. The coding region runs from base 1 to 2223 and encodes 740 amino acids.
AUGAUUGCCAAGGUAGUCGAGGAAAACAAAGAGAUAAAGAAUCAUAUGUCUAAAUUAACCAAUGCCUUAGCUGUAGGGGAAUGUGGGAAGUUUCCAGCCCAAGCUCAACCAAACCCAAAAGGGCAACACAUGGCACAAACCUCAGGAUCCGAAAAAACCAAUUUUAAGGAGGCAAAUGCCAUAACCACUAGAUCAGGAAAGGUUGUAGAACCAACCUCUCCACCUAGAGAGAACGGAAAAGAGCCAAGUGAGCCUAAUGAGAGCAGUCCUAGUGAGGAAGUUGCGGAAAACCUAGCUAGAAUACCUUUCCCUCAAGCUCUCAAGUCGACUUCGAAAUCAACAGGUCUAGGAGAGAUGAAACCCACCUCAGUGGCGCUACAGUUAGCUGACCGAUCCACCAUACGAUCAAGGGGAGUAGUUGAGGAUGUGUUAGUUCAAGUUGAUAAAUUUUACUAUCCCGUUGAUUUCUUGGUAUUAUAUGUGAAGGUUGAGGUGGAUGUUAACUCUAAAAUCCCUAUUAUACUUGGUAGACCUUUCCUUGCUACAACUAAUGCUCUUAUCAAUUGCAAGAAUGGUCUGAUGAAGUUGACAUUUGGAAAUAUGACUCUAGAAAUCAAUAUUUUCCAUAUCACCAAACAACCUACGGAAGAAGAUGAAUGCCAUCAAACCUACAUGAUUGAUGCACUCACUCAGGAGGAAGCACCCACAACAAUUGAUUCUGACCCUUUGAGCUCUUUUAUCCUAAAUUCUAAAAUUUUAUGUGGUUUUGAUGUUAAUGAGUAUGCUAACAUUUGUGCUAUUUUUGCAAAAUUGCAGGACCACAGGACUUCACCAUGGCAACCCAAGUUUGAAGAAUUGCCAGAAAGGACUGGAGGACAGAAGCCAUCAAGUGAUACCUUUCCUAUCAUUACCUCGUCAGAAUUGGAUGUAUUACAAUGUAAACAACUUUUAAACAUUCUGAAUGAACACAAAUCUGCAUUAGGGUGGACCAUGGCCGACAUCAAAGGUAUUAGUCCUUUAAUUUGUUCCCAUAUGAUACAUCUAAAGAAAGGGGAUAAUCCUAGGAGAGACCCACAACGUAGGCUAAACCCCACAAUGAAUGAAGUGGUAAAGAAUGAGACAGUAAAUGGGUUAGCCCUACACAGGAAAUUAAAUGCUGCCACUCACAAGGACCAUUUUUCCCUUCCCUUUUUGGACCAAAUAUUUGAACGUGUGGCUGGUCAUCCCUUUUACUGUUUUCUAGAUGGCUAUUCAGGAUACUAUCAAAUUGAGAUUGCUUUAGAAGACCAGGAAAAAACCACAUUCACGUAUCCUUUUGGUACCUAUGCAUUUCGUAGAAUGGCAUUUGGACUUUGCAAUGCCCCUACCACAUUUCAAAGAUGCAUGAUGAGUAUGUUUAGUGAUAUGGUAGAUGAUUGCAUGGAAAUUUUUAUGGAUGACUUCACUGUUUUUGGGACCUCCUUUCAUGCAUGGCAUGUUAUUUUUUCAAGAGAGAUAGAAGUAGAUAAGUCAAAAAUUGAAUUGAUCUCUAAAUUGCCUACACCCAAGACAGUAAAGGACAUUAGAUCAUUUCUUGGACAUGCAGAUUUUUAUAGGAGGUUUAUACAAAAUUUCUCAUCCAUAUCUAUACCUGAUAUGAUCCAGGAGUCGAGCACGAUGAACGCGAGUGUGGGACGAGAUCCGUUAACAAUCGAUGGAGGACCAAUGACACGAUCAAGGAUAAAGCAAGCGAACAAAGGUAGGAAGCACGUGACAUUCGAGCCUGGCGAUUGGGUUUGGGUACACUUUAGGAAGGAGCAGUUUCCGGAACAAAGGAAGUCUAAGUUGGAACCGAAGAGCGAUGGUCCAUUUCAAAUUAUUGAAAAGAUAAACGAUAAUGCAAACAAGUUGGACCUUCCAGAUCAUGCAGCUCUUAAGCACCUUCUUGCAAAGAAGGAUGCUAAGGCAAGACUAAUACGUUGGAUCUUGCUUUUGCAGGAAUUUGACAUUAUUAUCAAAGAUAAGAAGGGAGUAGAAAAUGUUGUAGUAGACCAUCUGUCAAGGCUGACCUUUAAAGAUAACUUAAACACAUUGCCAAUUAGAGAUGGAUUUCUUGAUGAAAAUUUAUUUACUAUCUCUUUUCUACCAUGGUUUGCUAAUAUUGUGAAUUACUUGGUUGCAGGUGAAAUCCCAAAUGAGUGGAGUGCACAGAAUAGGAUAAAAUUCUUGGCUGAGAUCCUGUGA